GCUGGGUAAAGUUAGGUUGAGUUGGGACAGAUGUAUCAGUACCAUCAGUAGUAAUUUAAGUGCAAAAAGUGGGGGGCUCUUGCUUGAGCUGAAUGUGCAGGAUUGAUUGACCUACAACCUCAAAUGGUUACAAUUUGGAUAAAGCUUGAUACAAAGGAAUCAUGUCUGAGUCAGACUCAGUUGGAAACAAUGCUGCGAAAAAGCUUAUAAAAAUUGAUGUAACUUCUGACACUGUGUGCCCGUGGUGCUUUGUGGGCAAAAGAAAUCUUGACAAAGCUAUAGCUGCAUCUAAGGAUCAAUAUGACUUUGAGAUUAGAUUUCAUCCAUUUCAACUCGAUCCUGCUGCCCCUAAAGAAGGCAUCAAUAAGAGAGAGUAUUACAGGAAAAGGUUCGGAUCUCGGGCCGAGAGUAUUCAAGCUCGGAUGUCAGAGAUUUUCAGAAGCCAUGGGCUGGAAUGCGACCUGUCAGGACUCACGGGAAAUACUCUAGAAAGCCACAGGCUUAUGUAUUUCGCUGCAGAGCAGGGUAUUGAUAAGCAAUACAAACUUAUUGAGGAGCUGUUCCUUGGCUACUUCACUCAGGGAAAAUACAUUGGUAACCGGGAAUUUCUUGUGGAAUCUGCAAAACAAGUCGGGAUAGAAGGGGCAGCAGAGUUUCUUGAAGAUCCCAACAAUGGGUUAAAGGAGGUUAAAGAGGAGGUCCAGAAGCACUCAGCAAACAUGACAGGAGUCCCUUACUUUGUGAUUAAUGGAACCCAGAAGCUGAGUGGUGCCCAACCCCCUGAGGUCCUCCAGAGAGCUUUCCAACAAGCUGCUGCUAUUUGAGAGAACCUCGGGUUUCAAAGCUUCUAUUUCAGUUCAAAUAAAGGAAACAAAUUUGCCUGCUAUAUUAUCAUGAUUGUCUUGUCAUGUUGACUGGCUUUGGUUCCUAUGAUAAGAGAUAUAAAUUAAAUAAUAAAAUAUAUCUCUUCUUAUUUGUU
Molecule: messenger RNA, 979 nt
Organism: Juglans microcarpa x Juglans regia
Lineage: Eukaryota; Viridiplantae; Streptophyta; Magnoliopsida; Fagales; Juglandaceae
Exons: 8
Coding region: 162-824 (220 amino acids)
Molecular function (GO): oxidoreductase activity
Source: RefSeq, a predicted model, not a curated record